Messenger RNA from Yamadazyma jaroonii, 270 nucleotides. Lineage: Eukaryota; Fungi; Ascomycota; Pichiomycetes; Serinales; Debaryomycetaceae. The record is from the annotation of a GenBank genome assembly.
AUGUUCGGUUUUGGAGGUAGUUCAGUUUCAUCAGAACAAAAGAUCAAAGCUGCUGAAGCAGAAUUAGACAUGGUUACUAACAUGUUCAACCAAUUAGUCGAUAAAUGUCACAACAAAUGUAUUGCUAAAAACUACAACGAUGGUGAAUUAUCUAAACAAGAAAGUUUAUGCUUAGAUAAAUGUGUUUCCAAAUAUUUCGAAACCAAUGUCCAAGUUGGUGAACAUAUGCAAAAAAUGGGUCAAUCUGGUCAAUUUAUGGGUAGAAAAUAG